Lottia gigantea (owl limpet) is the source of this 8673-nucleotide messenger RNA. RefSeq lists its product as hypothetical. Gene Ontology annotation, biological process: calcium ion transmembrane transport. Lineage: Eukaryota; Metazoa; Mollusca; Gastropoda; Lottiidae. Gene Ontology annotation, cellular component: endoplasmic reticulum; membrane. Bases 1 to 8673 code for a protein of 2890 amino acids. The record is from RefSeq and is a predicted model, not a curated record. Gene Ontology annotation, molecular function: inositol 1,4,5 trisphosphate binding; inositol 1,4,5-trisphosphate-gated calcium channel activity. The transcript is spliced from 67 exons.
AUGGGCACUAUCAAUAGUUGGAAGGAACUACAAAAUAUGGAAAGCCUAGCCUGUAGAACACGAGGUCUCGGUGUAUUUUCCGGUUUGAACGACAGAAUCAAUGACAAGCGGGGUUACAAUGUUGACAGUUCGAGUCACAGUGGAUUAUUUAUCUAUCAGAAUCAGGACCGAGAUCGACCAUCCAAAAUACCCAAUCCUCAUGUGGUGGUAUUUCAAGUCUGUAUCCAGAAUCGAUAUAAAUUAAACAAGAAAUACAGAAAAUGGUUGGCACUAUCAAACGGUGACAAACCUGAGGAUAAAGGUCUUCUAGCUCAAGCCAAGGUAGCAGCCGAUGCUGAAAAUGCUGAUAACAAUGCUGAACAGAAACGUCAACUGGGAAAGAAAGUCCGCUAUGGCGAGAUUGUACAGCUUAAACAUGUAUUUACUAAUAAAUAUAUACAUAUGUGUACGUCGCAGACCAGUCAAAAAGAUAAAAAUAAUAUGAUGAUUAUGUUGCAAGAUUUUAACGCUAAAAAUGCCCAAUUCCGUAUCUUGCCUCAAUAUAAAGUGAAGUCAGAGGGUGAAGUGGUACAAAUAUAUGACCAGAUUGUAUUUGAAAGUAUAAAAUCGCCUGGCCAUUAUUUUCAUGGUAGUGUCCCAUUUCAAAUAGACAUCAGCACAUUUGGAUCUGAAUUGAAUCUUGGUGUCGAGAGGUCUGGUUUUACAUUAGUUCGAUAUUGUAAAGAAAAUCCCGAUAUAGACCUUUAUGUUAAGAGAGGAAUCUCCCAGAUUCCCAAAUAUAUAAAGGGUGGUAGUGUUAUCAGGUUGUUUCAUAAAGAACUUGAAGCUUAUCUUGUUGCUGAAGGUCUGUUUGAUGAAGAAGUCACUGAAGAUGUGCAUUUUAGAAUCCGAGUUAUGGAUCAACAUAAACCCAGAACCUUAUCACCGCCCUCGUCUGGUAAUACAUUCUGGCAGAUUGAAUGUGAAAAUGGUAUCCUUAAUGGUGAUGUUAUACGUUGGGAACAACAGGUGCGUCUACGUCACAUGACGAUUAGGAAGUAUCUGAGAGUUGAUGCCAACAGAGAGAUUACACUAACAGAUGAUAAUGAAGAUCCAAGAACAGUGUUCAGACUACACAGUGUUCUUAGUUUUUCUCUAUCAAGUGACCUUUCUCGACAGAUCAAUUUAUUUAAAGACAUUGCUGAAAAUUUAUGGAUUAAUAAAAUAAACCGAUUUUCUUUAAUGGAACGGGAUGAAAUUCAUUUUGAAAGUUACGCCAGAAUUGAGCACGUAUUAACAGGCUUUUGGCUCCAUGCCUUAAAGGAUGAAGAUUAUAUCAGAAAGCAAUUCCGCCAUAUUGAUGACACUACAGAUCAGAGUAUGCGUGGUUUAAGAUGGGAUACUGCUCAAGUUCGACAGGUAGCAGCAAGUGGUGAGAGCAUGUAUGAUGAUGCUUUCACGAUUCAAUUUGUAGAAAAACAAUUUGUGGAUGAUUUUAAUUAUGUCUCAGGAAUGGUACCUUGUCUUCUUUCACUUAUUUAUGACCGGGCCGAAGGUCAUAUACUGAAUGCCAAGAAAACCCAUCAGACUUUAACGGCAAUGGAAGAAUUACGGAAGUUUAUGUUUGUGCAAGGUCUAACAAGUAAAAACCGCCAAAAACUCAUGAGAAAUUUACGGGUCAUAGAUUUAUUGGUGAAGAUAUUACAAUGUCCAUUGAAUGGUGUUCCUGAUGAAGCUAACUUAAUCCAAGUUUUCAAAGAAGCCUACGACACGCUUUAUACCUACAUGAUAGGAAAGAGUAGAAAAAAUGCCCUUUAUUUCGCCAAAUAUAUUGACUUCUUCCAAACACAAUUUACUCAAAAGGGUGGUAUAGGAUUAAAUGUAGCUCAGAUGAUAGUGGAAUUAAUACGAGAUAAGAGAAAAAUUGUUGAUAGAAUAACUCAUUCUCAGAUAGACGAGUUCGUUUCCUUACUACAAACAUCACAGAAUUACCGGUUUUUAGAUCUACUACAUGUAUUAUGUGUAUGUGAUGAUAUAGCUAUACCCAACAACCAGUCGUAUAUAGUUAAACGAUGGUUACAAUGUGAAAAGAAAGGUGUAUAUUUAACUGCCAGGGGACAGGAUAUCAACAGACAACCCAAUAUACUCUACUUAUCUACAUCUAAUGGACAAGACUGGAUGGCACUACACGAAUUUGUUGAUGAAUCCAAUCCCUAUUAUAAUAAAGACCAACACGAGUUUCUGAUUCACCAGCUAGAUCUUUACAAAGCUUUGAGUUAUGGUCGUAAUGAUUAUGCUUCUAAUAUCAUCACUAAAGAGUUGCGAUAUUUAACUUGGGAAGAAACCUUCUUGAGUUUGCGAUCCGACAUUUUACCAGAUGCCAUUAGAGCUAAAUAUUGUGACCUUACGACAAGUUUGUUUGUGGACGUUGGUAAUAACUAUUCCGUACUAGAUCAUCCGAACAUCUGCUUCGUUUAUGAUUAUGUUGGUUCUAAAGAUGAAGAAAAGAGCCAAGGGGAUUUUGUGAUCAAAGAACUGGUGGCUAUAUUCCCUGUAUUAAGAGAUUGGAUAGCAGAAUUUCUUAGAGAUAACAGUUUUAUGAUAGCUUGUAAUAUAGGUCAUAAUAUGUUGAUAGAACAGGUAUUGCGACUACUUUAUCAUCUGGUGAAGUUUGGAUAUUAUCUGGAUGCUGAAGAUGUCAGGAAUCUUCUACCACCAUUAUUAAACCUUCUAGAUGGAAGACAUGAUUAUCCUUUCCCCCAAGACAAAGAAAAGGGAUAUUCCAAAGAUGCCAUGAAGAGUGUAACCCAAUAUCAACUAGUAGAUAGAUACUUAGUUUGCCCAGAAACUUUAGCUAUUGUUAAUGCUAAAUUCCAGGCAUUAGAAGUAUUAGAUUUACUUUUAACAUAUCAAAGAAACUCAAGAUUACAGAGUUUCGUUGGAAAGUUUAAAAUUGCUGAAAUAUCAACUACUCAAAAACGUCAGAAUGUUUUAACACCCAUGUUAUAUGAACAGUUUAAUCCUCAUGACCAAUCAAAAAAAGCGUUAAAGAAACAACGACAGAUUAUAAAAGAAUUAAGAGACAUGUUCAAUUCAUCAGCCAUAUUUGACGUGGAAUUAUUGACUAAAAUCCUGAUGGAUUUAUCGCAGUAUAAAUAUAACAAGAUGAUCACCAAAUCUUUAAAUAUUUUAAAUAAAGUUUAUUCUUCUAAAACUAACAUGUUUAAAUUGUCUACUAAAGCUGUGGUACUACUUACUCAAGAUUCGGCUCGAGUCCAUCGAGAAGUUUUAAAGAAUUUGCCAUUAUUGAGGAGGUUGGCUAGAGCUAAAUUAGAUGAUCAACAAGUCAAAUUAAUGUGUAGUAUAUUAGAUGACAUGGCAGAGUUCUGUCAUCUACCCAUGACGCCAGAUGAACCACAUCCAAUGAAUCAAAAUAUACUGAUUAGUAAUGGUAUAUUACAUAUAUUAUUUGAUAUUCUUGUACAGGAUAUUGAUAUCAAACUAUUUUUACUAGCCAGGGAAAAUGAACGAGUACAAUUUUAUAUAUUUGAAAGACUUGAUGUCUUGUUAGAAGUACGAGUUGUUGAAUCCGAUCUGGCUAUAGCCUUGAGGGAGGUGUUUUCUGGAAACCAAAACACAUGUCUGAAAAUAAACCCACGACAAAUACAGAAAGUUGUAAAUAGAGCAGCGGAAUUACAAGAGAGAGGUCCCGAGUUUCUAGAUCUGUUAGGAAUGAUAGUUAAAGUCACUGGAACUGGUUUAACUUUAAAAAGAAAUCAAGCGUUUGUUAUGAAAUAUAUCAUGCAGAACUACAAAAAAGUUGCAUUUGUUUUGGAUACAACCCAAGAAGAGAGAGAGGUGAUAUUAACCCUAACAGACCGAGUAUCAACGUUACGGUACUUAUUAAGUCUAUUGGAUCUGUUGGCAGCUUGUGCAGAGGGUGAGAAUAUGUUUAUAGAGUCAUUAUGUCAAACUAUUUUACCGAUGGAAGAUUUAUUAUGGGUAUUAAAUAAUCCUGCUGUAGAGAAUUUAUUAAAGAAACCCUUCCUGAGAUGUUUACAUCAUGUUUAUAUGAAAAGUAACGGUGCUACAGUUGAUGUUAGUACGAGUGAAAUACCACAUGAUAGCGAUUUAUGGGAAUAUCUUCAAUCUCUAACGACUGAGUUAAAUAAAGUAACCGAUACAGCUAAAGAAGACCCAGAUAAACUUGCAGCUAACCUCAAAUCACCACCAACAAAACCAGGAGGUGAUGGAUUCCAUGCUGCCGAUUCAGAAUCAUCAGUUUAUGGUACAGUUCUCUACAUGUUGGAAGGGUGUUUUCCGUUCCUCGAGACUUUCUUUAAAGAGUUUUACUUUCCUGAUCAUUCUACCAAUGGUAAUGAGAUAGAGAUAACAGAUCAGCUAGCUAAAGCAAUUCUGGUGUUUAGUGAAACAACCGGACCAUUACUUUACAAACCAAACCACAUGAAAAACAUGGUGAAUGCCUUGACAGUGUUGAUACCAAUAUCAAACCUUUCAAACUCGAGCUUAGAAAAUGUAUUGGAGAGAUUUGGUUCUGGUAUAACAGUGGAAGAUACGUCAUGUGCUAUCAGAAGGGGUAACAUAGAAUACUAUGCUGAUGAAGUGGACCUCAACACAAAAUUCCGAUUUUUUGCCAAAUCAGCAGCGGUAGUGUUUGCUGGUCAUAAUAGUGUUAAUGCUCAACUAAAGCUAAAAUCUAAAAGAGAAUAUACUAUUAUUGGUGGUGACGAAGAGUUACCAUUGGGUGAUGAAUUCCAAAGUUUGGUCAAAUGUUUUGUAAAUGCCCAUGAAAAGAAACCCGCCAAAAAGGUUGAAUCUGCUUCCAAACUUAUCGAACAAUUAGAUAUCAGCCAAGAAAGUAAACGGCUAUCAGAAACAGCUAAACAAGAAAUGGAUGAGUUGAAUAUAAAAUGUCUACAGGUUCUUCGAGCUAUAAUUCAUAAUGAAGAAAGAAAACUUCCAGAAGACUGGGAAACCAGAACUUCAGAACCGAAGAUCCAGGCUCAGUUAAAGAUUAUCUCAACAAUCCAGAAUUUCUACGAUGCCCGAGGAUCAAUGAAUAAAUCUCUACCUCAUCUUGCCUCCCGAAAUGAUGAAAUAGCUAAAGAGGUCUUAGCAUUCCUUUGUAUUAUGUUGUUCAAUGCUAAUGCAGUGGUUCAAUCGUCCAUGUUGAAAUAUUUCUUGUCGACGAGAGAAGAAGUAUUCUUCAUGGCAGUCAGAGACAGAAUGGCCCUCAGUACAAAUUCCAUCAAAGAAAAACGUUCGUUACAAGCUCAACAAGAUGCUAAGCUUAAAGAUGCACCAACAGGCGGUAAAAAGACUGUUAGUACAUUUGCUGUUAGUUUGGCGGCCUUGAAGCAAAUCAAGGCUUAUGAAGAUGCUUUACGACAACAAAGAAUAGGUGGAUGGGCGACGAAGAAGAAGCCACCCGGAAAGAAGAAAAAACAAAAGAAGCCAAAAGAGCCGAAGAAGAGAAAAGAGCCAAAGAAGGUUAAGAAAGAAACUCAAGCAAAUGGAUUGAAAAAAGAAGUGAAUUUUACGAAUCCAUUAGUAAUCAAAGAAGAUCAAGCUUUGAUUGAUCCUCCAGAACACGAAUUGGAGAUUGCUGUACAGAUUGAGUCUGAACCAGAGCCAGAGCCGGCCCAAGCAGAAGAAACCAAUGCAGCGUUAGAAUACAGAAAUGAUGGUUAUAUAGAGUUAGUGCUUAAAGUGAUGGCUAGGAUGUGUGAUGGCCAGAAUAAACAACUUCAGGAUUAUCUGCGUGAACAGCCGGAUAAUGUUAAAUCAUUUGAUAUAAUUGCUGAAGUGACAAGGUUCCUGAACGUUGUUUACUCCAAUAUUACUGGUAAAAACAUCGAUUUAGUUAUACAACUGUUUGAAACCAUGAAUGAAUUUACAGCGGGCAAUCAAGAAAACCGAAUAGUAAUAUAUGAUAAUAAGAUAAUAGAUUAUAUUAAUUUUAUCAUGAGAGCGGGAGAUUUCGAUAAUUGUAUCACUGACAAGAUUCUAGAACUCAGACAAAGUAUAGCCAACCUAGUCAUGUCUUUAAUAGAAGAAAAUGGCGACGGUCCUUCUCAGGUCGCCAUGGAAGUGAAAGACACAUUGGACAAGAAAGCUGUGGUAGCACUAAUGACAGAAUGUUAUGAGAUGCAUCAACCAGAUAAAAAUAGAAAGGAAGACAUGAAGCUAGCAAUGAUGGCUGCUGGUGGAGGUUCAACUGGUGCUCUGUCUACUGCUAAAACAUUCGCUAUGGCUGGUGGUAGCUUCCUUCAAGGGGUUGUGAAAAAAGAGAAAAAUGAAUUUGCUGAACAGUAUAUGGAUGUUGGAUUCAGUUUAUAUUUAUUAUUAAAUAGAAUGCAUGAUACAGAUUCUAAACUUAUUGAAAACAUAAAAUUACAGCCAUUACAACAAAAAGCUUUUAAUUUCUACAAGAAGAAUUCAAUGUCAAUUGAAAUUGUGAAAGAAGAUGAUCUUCAGAAGAUUAACUUCCGAGUCAAAAAUAAGAGAGUUUUAAGAGAAGAAGUAAAGGAAAAAUUAAAAUGGGGUGUGAACAGAUCAUCACCAAGUAACAAAAUACGAGACCUCAUGGCUUGGACUAAAGACAUUAUGAAAGACAUCGCCUAUCAACAACGAAUACUCAGUAAUUUUAUUGCAAUCUGUCUUACAAAGGGAUGGUUAUUUUGGAAUCAUGGUGUCACCAUAAUCAGUUUUGCUAUCAAUAUAUUAAUGUUGGUAACAUGGAAAGCUAAAGGAUCACUAGAAACACCUGGGAUAAUGGAUAAUGCUACUGGUAUACCUCAUGCCAUUAUCGAUCCUGUGCCAUCUAUAAUAAAUCUGGGCCAGUCGAGUUAUGAAAUAACAAUAAAAACUUUGGGAGGAGCUCACAAUUUCUUUUCCUUAUUAGUACUUAUUAGUUAUUUUGUUUGUAACCACCCACGAUUGCCUGACUUUAAAAGCAUCAUGACUUCUUGCAAGAGUAAAUUUAAGAAGAAAUCGGACGAUGAUGAAAUUGAUAAAAAGAAAGAACAUCAGUCUAAAUUAGACGCCCAGUUCUUCAGCUUUACUACCUUUUACUAUAUGGUAUUUUUAGCUUUAUCAAUUGGAGGGACUUUUACCAGUGGUUAUUUUUUCGCCUUCCAUCUGUUAAAUAUAGUUAAUAAUAACCAGUUACUUAGUGGAGUUAUUAAAGCCGUCACUCAGAACGGUAAAUCAUUACUAUGGGUAGCUGUAUUGGGGCUGGUGGUCUUCUAUCUGUAUGGUAUUAUUGGUUUUGCUCUAAUGAGGAGUAUGUUUGACCCUAAAGACUAUUUAUAUUGCAAUACACUAUGGCAAUGUACUAUAACUGUUGUACGAUAUGGUCUUAUUGGAGAUCUUUUCGAGGUGAUGAAUCCACAUGAUAAUGAGAAAACCUUUGAGAAAUUUGGAGUCGUUGUAUUAUAUCAUGUAUCAUUCUUUAUAUUUAUUACAACCAUUGGUCUGAAUAUUAUCUUCGGUAUCAUUGUGGAUACAUUUUCAGAACUUCGAGAUUUAAAGUGGACGGCUGAAUCUGAUAUGAGAGACAUCUGUUUUAUUUGCAGUAGAAAUAGUUAUGAUUUUGAACAUCACGGGAAGGGCUUUGAUCACCAUGUAAGAUAUGAACAUAACAUGUGGGCGUAUAUCUUCUUUUUUAUACAUCUAAAUGGUACUAAAGUCAAUGACUAUACAGCACUGGAGAUGUAUGUCUAUAAACUACUUCAGAAAGAAAAUUUUGAUUUUUUCCCGUUGGAUCGUGCGUUAUCCUUAUCAUCUAUGGGUAAAGAUUCUACUGAAACUAAACUUGAUGAUCUCUUAUACCAAGUUACUACUAUAGUUGAAAAACAGAGAGUGGAGGAGCUGGAGAAGAAACGGCGCGAGGAACGCAUGCGUCAAAAGAUAUGGGAGCAGAAACAUCGUUUGGGAUCAUUCAGGCGUAAAGCUCGUCUGCCUGGUCCAACUGAACCCGAUCCUUUGAUGCAGCUUCAGGGUGCUUCAGGACAAUUAGAUGAAAGCAACAGACUUCUACAACUGAGCCCCUUAGCCCAGUUGGCCCAACUGGGUCAACAAGUGGCUCGUCGUGCCAGUAUGGGAGGGGAACAUAGGGCUGAUAUGGGCCCUACUCUUCGUCAACACAGUAUAGCUUCUUCACAUGGUCGUCAUGGACGAGGUGGUGGUGGCGGUGGUAGUCCAUUAAGACACGAUUCAACGGAGCAAAGAUACUUCCGAGGUUCAAGCCCAUCUCGGUAUGAUGAAGAACCUUUCCCUCGUAAUUUAAGUCCAGUUCGUUACGAUGACCGAACCAGAAGUCCAUCUCGAUCACGACAUGGUAGUGAACCGGAUUUAAUGGGACUUAGCCCCGUUCACUCUCGACGUGAGCCAUCUCGAGAUUAUGGAAUGCUUAGUCCUAAAUGGGUAGAAAGUAGAGCAACGAGUCCUCGGGGAGCAUCAAUCUUUUUUCCGGAUUCCGACUCCUUGUCUGUUCAUAGCUUACGAGAUGCUCCACCUUCUGGACAACUACCUGAUCCUUACCUUGAUUCCAUUGAAACGGGACCAUUCCUGAUUGAUCCACCGGAACCUCAGAGAAGCACUAGUAGAGAUACAGAAAGUGCUGAAAGUGGUAAUUCUGGAGACUUCACUCGUUUGGAAACCAGACUGUAA